Messenger RNA from Tachysurus fulvidraco (yellow catfish), 1221 nucleotides. RefSeq names its product interleukin 17a/f3 (gene il17a/f3). Lineage: Eukaryota; Metazoa; Chordata; Actinopteri; Siluriformes; Bagridae. The transcript has 3 exons. Gene Ontology annotation, molecular function: cytokine activity. Gene Ontology annotation, biological process: inflammatory response. The coding region runs from base 171 to 653 and encodes 160 amino acids. Gene Ontology annotation, cellular component: extracellular region. The record is from RefSeq and is a predicted model, not a curated record.
CCGAUCUACGUCUAAAAGAUUAAAGUGUGUCAAAGGGAAGGAAACACAACAGAAGAAAUGCAUGACAUGUAAGAGUAUAUAAAGAUGGGGAAUUCACAAACCCUCAUCUGUCACUGAAUGGACCAGUUCUAUGCUGAGGACGGACUACGAUACUGACUGUUAAUCUCAAGAUGCACAUCUCGGUGCUUUUCAAGGUCACAUUGUUGUUGGCAUUGGGAGUACUGUUCCUCGGAGCAGAUCAUUCUCCUGCAGGACGGAAAGAAGGAAAGAAGGAACGGAAAAGGGGUCCGACUAAGAAGGGCUCCCAAAGAAAGGCCAGGAAACUACAGCUAACUGUCGAUUCUACAAUAGAAAGCCAACUAGAUACCUAUCAAAUAUCUCCAAGUCGGUCAAUAUCACCGUGGACAUAUGAGGUCUCUUACGACGAAUCUCGCAUUCCGAGCCGCAUCUUCGAGGCGAAGUGUGAGAAAACAGGCUGCUUGAACAAAGAUGGGAUUGAAGACGCUGGUCUGGAAUCCAAACCCAUCUUGUACCAAUUCCUGGUGCUCAGAAGAGUAAAGGGCAAAAAGAAGGACUAUUCCUUCAGGCUGGAGAAACACACCACCAGCGUGGGCUGCACGUGUGUUUUACCGAACGUCGUGUCUCACAUGUAGUGCUGCUGUUCCUGUGUGUAUAUGACUGAAAAAAAAAAAGUUCAUACAUUUCCACGUCUCUUUCUACAAGUCACGGGUUGCUGUAUUUGUGCUUUCUUUCUAGCUCAUCAAACCAUAUAACAUAAAAGGGCUUGAAAUGAAGAGCAUCGUUAAGUUGAUUUUGUCAUUCUUUUUUUUUCACCUGUUCUUUUUUUUUUUUUUUUUUUAUAGUUUUAAUUUAAGAAUAAACGAUCAUCAAAAAGACAAAGCACAAGGUAGUGGUUUAGGAACGAGAUGCUUUUACUGACCGUUAUGUCAAAUCAUCUUCAUGAUAACUACAGAAAGAGCAAAUGGAGUUUACUGAACAAUUCACAUCGACAUUAUUUUGUAAAUUCGUCUAACGUCUAAUGUAUGUUAGCAGGUGGAAUAAUAACAUAAAGAAAAAGAUCCCGAGAUACAUUCACAUCUAAUGCUAGUUCUCUUAUUGCCACUUCAUUCAAAUAUAAGUACAUUCUCUCUCUCUCUCUCUCUCUCUCUCUCUCUCUCUCUCUCUCUCUCUCUCUCUCUCUCUCUCUCUCUCUCUCUCUCU